AUAUCACGUGAUCCAAAAUGGGCAGUCCUCUGACGGUGCUGAAAAAAAGCCAUUUUCUGGCGCUGCUGCAAAUUCUGUCCAUGUCCAAAUAAUUUAGCUGGAUCCUCGCUGGGAGGAGAAGGAAACUUUGAUGUCCAGUCAGAUCUGUCCAGAUGGAUAAAAUGCAGCCAAACCGGAUUAAAAUCACAGAUCUGAAUCCACACCUCACAUGUCCACUUUGCGCUGGGUACCUAAUUGAUGCUACAACCAUCGUAGAGUGCCUGCACUCCUUUUGUAAAACUUGCAUUGUUGCCUUCCUGGAGACGAAUAAGUUCUGCCCUCGAUGUGACGUCCAGGUUCAUAAGACAUGUCCACAGCUCAGCAUUAGAGCCGAUAAAACUCUACAAGAUAUUGUAUAUAAGCUUGUUCCGGGGUUAUUCAAAGAUGAAAUGAAGCGGAGGCGGGACUUCUAUGCAGAGAAUCGUGUGUUGGAACCAGGGGAAGUGGUGGAGACAUUUAACAUAGCAGAGGAUGAAAUCAUCAGUCUGUCCAUACAGUUCUACGAAAGGAGCAAAAAUAAUGAGAUGCAGCGUUCAGAGAUGGAAGGAGACAAGUCCAACGGUAAACGCUUCCUGCAGUGCCCAGCAGCCAUGUCUGUCAUGCACUUAGCAAAGUUCCUCCGAAGCAAGAUGGAUAUUCCCAACAACUAUCGGGUGGAGGUGUUGUACGGAGACGAGCCAUUGAAGGACUACUACACACUAAUGGAUAUCGCUUACUUCUAUGAGUGGAGACGGACUGGGCCUAUUCCCCUGCAGUAUCUGGUCAAACCCAACCGCAAGCGCAGAAGGCAGUCUCAGUCGGCUGCCCAGGGCCACUCUGACGGUGUCAACACCAGCCCAACGUCAGAGAGUGAUUCCCAGAGCGACAAAGUCCACAGUCCUGCUGCAGCCCAGCCACCCAGAGCCUCCUCUCAGUCCAGCCCUGCGUCCCACAACCCCUCCUCCACCAUCCAAAGCUCCAACGGUCCCACUGUGCCCAACAAAACUCAGCGACACACACUCGCCUCCAAACAGGGCGCCAACACCCGCAAGGUGACUGUCAACGGCACAAGCUCCGGGGCCAGCAAAGAGGAGGCGAGGGGUGGCGACAAAAGUGGGGCGCCACCGACAACCUAACCUGCAUACAAGGCUACAGGGAGGACAGUGUUUGAAUUGCUCCCUUUGUUAUUUCUAUGAGCUCCAGACAUUGUCCCUCUGGACAAACAGGAGGCCGAUUACUGUCAUCACCUUUCAGCAGGAACGACUGGAAAGUGCAGCCAAAUAGACACUUGUGUGUAUGUGCGUGUGUGCGCGUGUGUUAAUGUGUGUUAGACUAGAACGAUGCACACAUACAAACUGUACAGUAUGUAACAAAUGUGAGCAUGUGUGCAUACAUAUGUAUAAACUUAUCUUUUAUACAAGAUAUUGUAAUCGUUUUGUAUUGUAUAUGCAGUGGGUCUGUUUCAUUUCAUAGUUCAGCAGCAGCAGCAGCAUUAUGCUUCAUUAAAGCUUGACAAGAAGCUGAAGGUGCUGCAGUGUGCGUCCCUGCAGGAGGUCGAUGUAAAGAAAAAAAGAAGCUAAUCCUUGCCUUUGAACAGUCAUGUUAAUAACUGCUGUAUAAGUGUCCAGUAUAAGCAACCGCUCAUCAGGUUACCCAGGUACAUUACAUUUAACUGUCAAUGCACUUUGUUAAAGUCAGACCACGCAUCCCAAACCAUCAAGUAUUUUUCAACAGGAGAAGCGUUUCACAUUUUCAGAUUUCCAAGCACUACCAUGUCACGUCAGCAGAACACUUUCGUUCUCUUGUCGCAGUCAAAGAACUCAAAAGGGAUUUGGAUAUUUGGCCAUGUUUGUUGUAGUUCCAUACAGAUCAACAUUCCUUUUGUUUCUUUUCAACAAAAAAUGCUACUUUUUUAUCAGCCAUAUGUGCAUGUUUUAGGUCAAUAAAAUGUUUACUUACUA
Cheilinus undulatus (humphead wrasse) is the source of this 1979-nucleotide messenger RNA. Its product is annotated as polycomb group RING finger protein 2-like. Gene Ontology annotation, cellular component: PRC1 complex. The coding region runs from base 153 to 1154 and encodes 333 amino acids. The transcript has 9 exons. The record is from RefSeq and is a predicted model, not a curated record. Lineage: Eukaryota; Metazoa; Chordata; Actinopteri; Labriformes; Labridae. Gene Ontology annotation, biological process: negative regulation of transcription by RNA polymerase II. Gene Ontology annotation, molecular function: promoter-specific chromatin binding; metal ion binding.